CCCUUACAGCUGUCUGCACCACACAUAAAAUUAGACCCCCAGACGGUCAUACAGUAGACUCCAGAAGACAGACAUAUGCAGGAGAUGGACUCAAGUUCCAGUCUUUACUUUGGAAGUUGUACAGGUUGCAGUAAAACUGUGUGGAUUGAUGAGAAAGCCUGCCGAGCGAUGGGACGCUUGUUCCACCACACUUGUUUCACCUGCAGCGUUUGCAGUAAAAAGCUCAGUGGCAAGCCAUUUUAUACAGUGUCCGGAAGAAUCUACUGUGAGGACGAUUUUUUGUACUCAGGAGUUCAUCCACCUGCAGAAGUGUGUACCAGCUGUGGGUAUUUAAUCAUGGACAUGGUCUUGCAGGCUCGUGGGAAGUCCUACCACCCGUCCUGUUUUCGUUGUGUGGUCUGCAGACAGAGCCUGGAGGGUCAGCCCUUCUCUGUGGGUACAGACAGCAGGGUCUACUGUAUCAGUGACUACCACAAGAUCCGAGCUCCUCUGUGUGCUACCUGCAGGGUGCCAAUACUGCCGACUGAGGGGUCUACAGAGUCUAUUCGAGUGGUGUCAUUAAACAGGAAUUACCAUGUAGAGUGCUACAGUGGUGCGGUUAACCUCAUCUGAGAGCAGAAGCAGGUUUUUCUGGUCUUGUUGUCAA
Messenger RNA from Larimichthys crocea (large yellow croaker), 646 nucleotides. RefSeq names its product LIM domains containing 1b (gene limd1b). The coding region runs from base 76 to 612 and encodes 178 amino acids. The transcript is spliced from 7 exons. Gene Ontology annotation, molecular function: transcription corepressor activity. Gene Ontology annotation, biological process: regulation of DNA-templated transcription; negative regulation of hippo signaling; cytoskeleton organization. Lineage: Eukaryota; Metazoa; Chordata; Actinopteri; Sciaenidae. Gene Ontology annotation, cellular component: adherens junction; transcription regulator complex; nucleus. The record is from RefSeq and is a predicted model, not a curated record.